Molecule: messenger RNA, 2463 nt
Organism: Monosiga brevicollis MX1
Lineage: Eukaryota; Choanoflagellata; Craspedida; Salpingoecidae
Exons: 1
Coding region: 1-2463 (820 amino acids)
Source: RefSeq, a predicted model, not a curated record
AUGCUGCUCAUGAUGAUGAUGGGGAUGGGGGUUCGGGCGAGGGCGGUGGGGGCGGCACCAGGGAUUGAUGUGUGGCCCAAUUCAACCGUCUUGCCGGCGGGUACCGCAGCGAUCGCCAUUACCGUGCGUGCGGAGGAGACCGACGCCCGCUGUCGGUGGGCGCUGACCGUGCCCCCGCCUGCCUUUGCCGAGAUGAACAACUUCACCGCGUACGACCAUGGCAAUGCCACGCUUCAGCUCAGUUUGCGCCAGGAUGGCAACACAACCCUGCUGGCCAUCCGCUGCCAACCCCCUGAUGCCGACGAGGACGCCGAUUGGAUCGCCCGCGUCUACCGCCCCGUUCCCUCCAUCAAUAACAACUUUCCCAAGGUGGCCAACCUCUGGGGCUCUGGCCAUUUUCAGCACAACCUUUCCCACGCUGCCAGCCACGUCUCCCUCUGGCUCGGUGCCGACUUUACGCCCGACCAAAUGCUGCAGCUCCGACGCUACAAUGAUCAGACCCUCCUUCUGACCAGCACCAACGCCGUCGAGGGCCAUGAUGGCCUCCCCGAACGCUACUACCUCCACAACGUCUCGGGCCAAAGCAAGAAGGACCGGCUCUCCACAUGGCCCGGCUCUUAUCGCCUCGACCUGACCAAACCCGAGGUCGCGCUCUACAAAGCCCAACACAUGUACAGUCUCGUCUUUGGUGGCUCCAACGCCUCCGCCCCAGCCCUCCCCUACGACGGCAUCUUUGUUGACAAUGUCUACAUGACUCAGAGCUGGCAAAAAACAGACGUCAACGGCAAUCCCUUCUACCCCGAUCCAGAUGGCACUGGUCAACCGAUGUUUGCGGCCGAGUUUGAUCGCCUCUGGCGGGCCGGUGUCACGCUCGAACUCACCACCUUUCGCCAACUCAUGCCCGGUGCCGUCAUGUCUGGCCACUCCACCGACCCCCACGAUCCCACCCUGCGUGCCAUCUUCAACGCUCGCAAUAUCGGCUUUACCCUUCCCAGUAUCAUCGAGGGCCUCGAUGACUUUGACGGCGCCCUGCAAGCCUACGCCGACUGGUUCGACGUGCCUCACCAACCCCACAUCACCGUCAUGGAGAGCGCCAUUCAGCUCCAGAUCGGCUACGGCUACGGCUUUGACUCUCAAAUCCUCGCCGGCUCCAUCCCCGCCAGCACCCUCAGCUUUGCCCGUCACUACUACUCAUACAUGCGCUUUGGACUGGCCUUUGUCCUCAUGUACGAUGGCUACUUUACUCACGAAAUUGGCGACAGCAGCCACGGCCAGGAUUGGUGGUAUGAUGAGAUGGGUUUUGCUCUCGGUGAACCUCUGGCCCCUGUCCUACCUGCUCUUCCCGCCCCUGCCAACCAGCCCAUCCAAGCCUUCCCCAUGAACAAAUCCGCUUGGAGCUUUUGGAGCUCCACCCCAGGCAACAUUAGCCUGCAAUGGGACUGUGCCGGCCCCAACGCUCAGUGCAACGCCUCCGCCACCGUCACUCAGGUCCUUCCCAGCAACAGCAAGGCCGACUUUUACAGCAAUACCUUCAACAUCACCGCCGGACUCCGGUACAACAUCAGCUUUGCUGCCCGCACCACCAGUCCCAACUGCUCACUCGAACUCAAUGCCCGUCAGAACGGCGGGCACUGGUCUGCCUACGGCCUUGACUCCCCCGUUUGGAUCGACGCAACUUGGUCCACCUUCAACCGCAUCUUUACUGCCACUGCCACCGACCCCCGUGCUCGCCUCUCCUUUUACCUGGGCCAGUGUGCCGGCACCACUACCAUUGGCUCAGUUGUCGCCUAUCCUGCCUCUGCCCCCGUUCUUCGUCGUGACUUUGAAAAUGGCGUGGUCCUGCUCAACGGUGACAAUUCCGCCCACAACAUCAGCGUCGGGAGCGGCUUUGCUCACAUCGAGGGUGAGCAAGCCCCCCGCUGGCAAUACAUUGUUGACGACGCAUCGCCCAGCUUUAGUGCCGACAACACCACCUGGUCCCAGGCCUCCAUCGAGGGUGGCUACAGCCUGGCUCACCCCACCGACGAGGUCAACUCGGGCCCUUACUUCCACCAGUGGGCCUCCUCCUGCCGCCUGUCCCAAACUCCGGGCGCCACCAGCAGUUGGGACCUUGGCAUUCUGGAUAAGGAUGUCUACAACGUGUCAACCUGGUGGCCCGCAUUACCCAAGGCCGACAGCGAAUGGUCUGCCAACGCCUCCUUUGAGGUUCGCGAUCGGGAUGGCACGGUGGUUAGCCAAGCAACUCUGGACCAACGCAGCAACGGCGACACGUGGCACGCCAUUGCCACCAACCUGUCCCUCGCGCCGGGCACCACCGUACAUCUGACCUGUCGCGACGACCAAGGCCGGGCUUGCGUGGCUGACGCCAUUCUUGUGCAAUCCGCUUCCCGAUACAAUAAUGGCCAACCCACCGAUACUGUGCGACUUGCCGCCAUGGAUGGCAUUAUUCUUCGGCGCAUCUAG